Messenger RNA from Myodes glareolus (Bank vole), 1228 nucleotides. RefSeq names its product cilia and flagella associated protein 298 (gene Cfap298). NCBI's taxonomy places the organism in Eukaryota, Metazoa, Chordata, Mammalia, Rodentia, Cricetidae. Gene Ontology annotation, biological process: regulation of cilium movement. The record is from RefSeq and is a predicted model, not a curated record.
UGAGCCCGAGUUCCGGGGUUCCGCCACCAGGCAGCAGUUAGUCUCUCUUCUGUACGGGACGGGCUGGCCUGCCUGCCGCCCUACCCUCGGCGGGGCCUUCGGCGCAGCUAUGGUUGUGCUGCACGUGAAGAGAGGCGACGAGAGCCAGUUCUUGCUGCAGGCGCCCGGGAGCACUGAGCUGGAGGAGCUCACGAUUCAGGUGACCCGCGUCUACAAUGGGCGUCUGAAGGUGCAGCGGCUCUGCACAGAGAUGGAAGAGCUGGCAGAACACGGUGUGUUCCUCCCCCCUAAUAUGCAAGGGCUGACGGAGGAGCAGAUUCAGGAGCUGAAGCUGAAGGAUGAGUGGGGAGAGAAGUGCGUGCCUAGUGGGGGCUCUGUCUUUAAGAAGGACGACAUCGGACGGAGGAACGGGCAAGCUCCAAAUGAGAAAAUGAAGCAGGUUUUAAAGAAGACGGUGGAAGAAGCCAAAGCGAUCGUGUCUAAGAAACAAGUGGAAGCUGGAGUCUUUGUUACCAUGGAGAUGGUGAAAGAUGCCCUGGACCAGCUUCGAGGGGCGGUGAUGAUCGUUUAUCCCAUGGGGCUACCACCAUACGAUCCCAUCCGAAUGGAAUUUGAAAAUAAAGAAGAUCUGUCAGGAACUCAGGCAGCACUGGAAGUCAUUCAGGAGUCGGAAGCGCAGCUGUGGUGGGCUGCCAAGGAGCUGAGGAGGACGAAGAAACUCUCCGACUAUGUGGGGAGGAAUGAGAAGACCAAAAUCAUCGUCAAGAUCCAGCAGAGGGGCCAGGGUGCACCAGCCCGGGAGCCGAUCAUUAGCAGUGAGGAGCAUAAGCAGCUAAUGUUGUUCUAUCAUAGAAGACAGGAGGAGCUCAAGAAACUGGAAGAAAAUGAUGACGACUCCUGUCUGAACUCUCCGUGGGCCGACACCACGGCUUUGAAACGACAUUUUCACGGGGGCCUUGAUAGAAUGGAAAUCCAUGGAGUGGAGAAAGCCCUGCUGAUGAAGCUCUGGAAAAUCCCCCUUUGAGAGGAACAGAUGGUGUUGUCUCCCUGACAACGGGUCACAUUCCUCGGACACUGAACAUGUCAACCUGACAUAUCAUCUUCAGCUGCCAAGCGCAGAAAAGGGCAUUGUCCUCACUGACAAGGUGGAUUUCACCUCUCACACUUGACUUUCAAGACCUUGAGUGAAUCUUGCUGAAAUAAAUGUUCACCUUUGGGUUUGGUCCAA